Messenger RNA from Gadus morhua (Atlantic cod), 2168 nucleotides. RefSeq names its product serine/arginine repetitive matrix protein 1. The record is from RefSeq and is a predicted model, not a curated record. The transcript is spliced from 4 exons. The coding region runs from base 165 to 1457 and encodes 430 amino acids. NCBI's taxonomy places the organism in Eukaryota, Metazoa, Chordata, Actinopteri, Gadiformes, Gadidae.
UGACUUAUUGAAUUGCAAAUUGCAAGUUGCAUUGCCAUUUGGAUUUUGCUACAUAUAUGCUUCCAUAGAUUUCUUUCGCUAUAAAACAGUUUUUUGUUUAUUGUUUUUUUGUCUUAAUCAUGUGUUAAGACAUCACCACCACACGGCGGAGCUGUGGGGCCAAAAUGAAACAGGAAACGCGCAGAAGAAGACGCACCUGGAGACCCAAACAAUCUCAUGUGAUAUUCCCACCAACUAGCGUUUGUUUUGCUCUGGGAAAACCUCAAAUUCCCGAACUAUCCAUCGUCCAAACAUUGCUCUCCCUCGGGUUUUCCUCUCGCCGGGUCAGCUGCGGACGGCUCCCAGCGCACCUCAUGGAGACCUCCGCCAGACGCGUCCAGAUGUACACCCAGGACGAGAGGCGCGUCAUAGAGGAGGCGGUCAACGCUGCGAUACGCGCCCUGCUGGACGCCAUGCACCGCGUCAACAGCGAUAAAAUAGUCAAGUACCAGAGUGUCGUGGAGGAGAGGGACAAGGAGAUCAGUCGGCUGGAGUACAAAUUGAGACAGAAUGAGCUGGAACUGAGGGUCGUGCGGGGACAGAGGGAUGGGUACCGGAGGCGGGCUCUCGAAGGGCAGGGUCCCAGUGAUGAAGAACAUGAUGAGGUCCUCGCGGGCUACGAGGUCCCUGCUGGAGAGGAUGCGAUGACGAAUGGCUUUACCGUGCAGAAGGAUUUCCCUAUCCGUCGGCCCUGCCUAUACGAGACCUUCCCGACGUCUGAGUCUGACCCCCCAGCGUCUCCCCCCCCCCCCCCUCCAGGUGGUUCAGCAGAGAGACCUCCGUCGCUCUCCAGUGGUGACGACCCCCACCACACCGGCCAGCCCUCGCCGCACCACCGACACAGAGUCCCCCGGGACGCCUCCUCCUGCCCCCCCCUCUCCCCCGGGCGCCGCCACUCGCCCCGCCCCCCCGGCGCUCGGGGCAAAGACGAGGAGGAGGAGGAGCCGUCGGGCUGCGAGGCGUUCUUCAUCAAGCUGGAGAUGUGUGAGCAGAGCUGUGGGAGUGGCCAACAGGACGACAGGCAGCAGCCGGACGGCCCCGACCACAGCCCCGACCACAGCAGACGGCUGACGGACGCUCAGAGGAACAAGCGGUACCGCCAGCGAUGUCGCUCCACCCCCGAGGGCCUUCGGGCCUGCAGGGAGAAGGAGAGGAUACGCUACCUGAAGAGGAGGGUACUGGUGGCAGAGAUGUCGGAGGAAGCCCGGAGGAGAAAGAGGGAGAUGUGGAGAGCGGCAGCCAGAAGGCACCGCGACCGCAAUACCAUGCGGCCUGCCGCCCCACUGCCCGCCAGCAGGGGGCGACAACGACGACCGCUUCGACGACUGGCCGGCGCUGGGCGACGCGGAGAGUCCGACGCGAGAGGAGCUGGACCACUUCACGCGCAUGGAUCACCGACAGCAUCCCAGCAACCCUGAUGUCUGAUGAUGAGACGAGGGGCGUCUGAGUCAUGCUGCUUCAGUAAAGCUUUGUGUAGAAGUCAGCAAAAAAGUUUACUUAGAAACGUUGACUAAUUUCUGCCCCCGCAAUGGAAUCGCUGACAAGAUAUCAAUAUUUAGCUUCGUAAUUUUUAGCUACCUUUUUAUUUAAAAUUUUUUUGUGAUGGGCCCCCAAUCAUCCCGCAGCAUUGAGUUAGUGUAUGCCUAUCUAUAUGACUUUGCCUAUUCUGUUUUCUACACUGGAUGUGGAGGCAAAUCAUAAAUUAAAAACGUUUGCAAAAGUGGAAUAAUUUGCACGUAAACGGUAUAGAAAAUAUCAAACGGGAUAGGCCUACUACAUAUAUUUUUGGACCCCGUAUUUGUAUUGACAGGCGCCACGUGAAACGAGGUGGAGCUUAGCCUGUGUGCGUGUGAACGUGUGAACCAGACCAUAGCCCACCAACUCUCAUAAGCCCCUGGCUCCACACGGCGUGCAUGAGGCUAGAGGAAGAGAGUUGGUGUUUCGUAGCACUGUGGGCGGUCGGGGCCCCCUGAUGCGAUGACUCGGAGCAGGUUUUGCCAAGUGUUUCUUGUACGUCCAAGCCGGAAGGACCUCAGGUAAGGUCUACUGACUUACGAUCUGCCACUGUUUGUUAUGAACGCUUAACUAUCGUCUGCCGAAGUGAAUAAAACAAAUGCCUUUAUACUUCA